Messenger RNA from Orcinus orca (killer whale), 2686 nucleotides. RefSeq names its product NFU1 iron-sulfur cluster scaffold (gene NFU1). The record is from RefSeq and is a predicted model, not a curated record. Gene Ontology annotation, cellular component: mitochondrion. Gene Ontology annotation, biological process: iron-sulfur cluster assembly. Bases 144 to 899 code for a protein of 251 amino acids. Gene Ontology annotation, molecular function: iron ion binding; iron-sulfur cluster binding. The transcript has 8 exons. NCBI's taxonomy places the organism in Eukaryota, Metazoa, Chordata, Mammalia, Artiodactyla, Delphinidae.
AGCCGCGCGCGGCCGGUAGGGUGCGCUAUCCACGGUGCCUUGCCAGAUCCCGGCCGGCCUGCGCCUGCGCGGGGCUUGAGCACCGCUGCGAAGGCUGUGGGGGAGUGGAGCGGCCUAUCCCACACCUGCGCACUCGGACCAAGAUGGCGGCGGCGGCCCUCCUGGGCUGGGGAGCGGCGGCGGCUGCCGCUGGGCUGCGGAGGCGAUUCUGUCAUAUGAUGAAUCCAUAUACCAUUAAGAAACAGCCUCUGCAUCAGUUUGUCCAGAGACCACUUUUCCCACUCCCUGCAACCUUAUGUAACACAGUGAGAUACAUGUUUAUUCAAACACAAGAUACCCCAAAUCCCAACAGUUUAAAGUUUAUUCCAGGAAAACCAGUUCUUGAGACAAGGACCAUGGAUUUUCCAACACCAGCUACAGCAUUUCGCUCCCCUCUGGCUAGGCAGUUAUUUAGGAUUGAAGGAGUAAAAAGUGUCUUCUUUGGACCCGAUUUCAUCACUGUCACAAAGGAAAAUGAAGAGUUAGACUGGAAUUUACUGAAACCAGAUAUCUAUGCUACAAUUAUGGAUUUCUUUGCAUCUGGCUUACCUUUAGUUACUGAGGAAACACCUUCAGGAGAAGCAGGAUCUGAAGAUGAUGAUGAAGUUGUGGCAAUGAUUAAGGAAUUGUUAGAUACUAGAAUACGGCCAACUGUGCAGGAAGAUGGAGGAGAUGUAAUCUAUAAAGGCUUUGAAGAUGGCAUUGUACAGCUGAAACUCCAAGGUUCUUGUACCAGCUGCCCCAGUUCAAUCAUUACUCUGAAAAAUGGAAUUCAGAACAUGCUGCAGUUUUAUAUUCCAGAAGUAGAAGGUGUAGAACAGGUAUCUAAGGAAUAUAGUACAGUACUUUCUCAGCAGUGAUAGUGACGUUCACUGCAGUAAUUCUCAAACAAGAGGCAUGGCCUUAUGGAGAGAGAUUAUCAAGUAAGGAAAGAGCAUAUGGAAAUUAGAAAUUUGAAAAAACUCUUCAGGUAAUUCUGUGCCUUUAAGGAGAGGGCAUCAUCUCCUCUCAGCUCCUGUGAGACUCACUCAUCUCUGGGUAGUAUUUAGACCUGUCCUUUUGGUACAAUACAUGCCGUCUCCUCUCUGAAAUUCUAAACAGUCUUUCACUUGGAAUUAAGCUGUACUUCUGUGCAAAGCUUCUGUGUUUCUGUUUCAGUUUUCUGUUCAGGGUUAAUUUCCUUGAGAGGUUUGUAAUCGUAUCUAGGUCUUUGUGUUCUUCAACACUUAGCCUUGUGUAUUGUAAAUGUUGUUUACAUAGUUUGUAUUAAAUAUUUAGAAACAUUCCAAAUAAUAUUUUUUCCUAAAAUAGAAGUUGAUUGACAAAAUUUUUUGGAUUGGGUGCUGCUGAGAUUAGAUAUAAAAAUAUCAAUUCCUUGGAAGUAAAUAUCCAUUUUUUACUCAACCCAGAAGAAACUAUGAGGGAAUUGUUUUUCCAUUGAUUGUUUCAGAUCAGAGCCAGAUUCAUCUGGAUUUUUUAAAAUUAAUUUUUGUUCCAUUAUCCUCUAUAUGCCUUUUUAAAAAUAAAUUUAUUUAUUUUACUUAUUUAUUUUUGGCUGCAUUGGGUCUUCGUUGCUGUGCACAGGCUUUCUCUAGUUGCGGUGAGCGGGGCUUCUCUUCGUUGUGGUGUGUGGGCUUCUCAUUGCAGUGGCUUCUCUUGCUGCAGAGCAUGGGCUCUGGAGUGCAGGCUCAAUAGUUGUGGCGCACGGGCUUAGUUGCUCCACGGCAUGUGGGAUCUUCCUGGACCAGGGCUCGAACCCAUGUCCCCUGCAUUGGCAGGCGGAUUUUUAACCACUGCAUCACCAGGGAAGCCUCUCUACAUGCCUUUUUUUAAAAUUACAGUAGUUAACACUUUGGUCGAUUGACAAAGGAAGGUUUUUAUUCACUUGUCCAGGGUGGGUGAUGAAUUGGCAGUUGGAUUAUAAACCUGAAUUGGCAUAUAAUUAUAGUAGAUAUGGUGAGGAGAAAAAAUAGUCUUAGGUUUAUAUAACUCUUUUCCUUUCCAAAGGAGUUGGUUUUUAGUAUCUGAGUAAUAUAUUAACUCAUGAAAAGAUACUAAUCUGUUCUUUUUUUUCUUCAAGUAUUCAUUAGUAUCUUUCUUAACUUACUUGAAAUGAAAAUCUUCACAUUCUUCUAAGGUUUAAAAUGAACGUUUAUGUCAGUAAGACCAAAAUAAUUAGUUGCUAGUAUGAUAUUUUGUUUCUUUACCUCUUUUAGUGAUUCGUUUUUCUAAUAUAUAUUUUUACAGUAACAAUUUGGUAUAGCUCCCUAGAAUAUAUUUAAGGAAAUAAGGUGCUUUUGGAAAAAAAAGCAGGAAUGUCAGUUAUAUAUAUUAGUCAUACAGCUAGGAAAUACCAGUUAUCAUUAUAGUCUUCUCUGUCCAGCUGAGACUCUGCUAUUGGAAGCCUCCUUUGGGACAAGGAAAAGACACCAAUGUUUUAAUUAAUUUGCUAAUAUUCAAUUUGCUUUUAUGUUUUUAGAAUAUCAGGUUAUGAUGCAAACCUUGUGCUUUGGGGGCUGUUGGUAGAUUUAUUCUUAUUGGAUUGACACGCAUUGUUAUAGAUUAGAGUAUUUCAGGUAAGCAAGUAAUAUUAAAAUCAGGAAAAUAGCAAUUUCUAAUCCUUAAUUCUUAAAUUCUCUUUGUUCUU